Messenger RNA from Antrostomus carolinensis (chuck-will's-widow), 796 nucleotides. It is a transcript of the gene CD74, whose product is annotated as CD74 molecule. The record is from RefSeq and is a predicted model, not a curated record. The transcript has 6 exons. Gene Ontology annotation, molecular function: MHC class II protein binding; cytokine receptor activity; macrophage migration inhibitory factor binding. Gene Ontology annotation, biological process: positive regulation of macrophage cytokine production; antigen processing and presentation; positive regulation of peptidyl-tyrosine phosphorylation. Gene Ontology annotation, cellular component: cytoplasm; membrane; cell surface. NCBI's taxonomy places the organism in Eukaryota, Metazoa, Chordata, Aves, Caprimulgiformes, Caprimulgidae. The annotation marks the transcript as partial.
AUGUGGGCUGCAGGAGGGGUUUUUGAGGGUGGUGAUGGGUACAAGGACAUCUCCUGCUGCUGGUGGCUGGGGCUGAGCUCGCUCUCCGUGUCCUGCAGGUCUGCGUGGGGCCGCAAAGCUGCCCUCUCCACGCUCUCCAUCCUGGUGGCCCUGCUGAUCGCUGGCCAGGCUGUCACCAUCUACUUCGUCUACCAGCAGAGCGGGCAGAUCAGCAAGCUGACCAGGACCUCCCAGAACCUGCAGCUGGAGGCACUGCAGAGGAAGCUGCCCUCCAGUGCCAAGCCAAUGAACAAGAUAAAGAUGGCCAUGGUGAACACGCCCCUGGUCAUGAGGGAUGUGGCUUUUGCCUCCUCUGUAGCCAAAAUGGACACGGCCCCUGCCAGCAACAAAACCGAGGACCAAGUGAAGCACCUGCUGCUGCAAGCAGACUCCAGGAAGACAUUCCCAGAGCUGAAGGACAACCUGAUGGACAACCUGAAGACCCUGAAGAACACCAUGACUGAUAUGGACUGGAAGUCCUUUGAAGGCUGGAUGCACAAGUGGCUGCUGUUUGAAAUGGCCAAGAACCCCAAGCCAAAGGAGCGUAAGGCCAUCCCAGCGGAGAAAGUGCAAACUAAGUGCCAGGCGGAGGCCAAUUCUGGGGGCGUCCAUCCGGGUCGCUUCCGCCCGCAGUGCGAUGAGAACGGCGACUACCUGCCCAAGCAGUGCAAUGCCUCCACGGGCUACUGCUGGUGCUCCUACAAAAAUGGCACCAGGAUUGAGGGCACUGCCACUCGGGAAAAGCUGGACUGCCCCG